Molecule: messenger RNA, 3393 nt
Organism: Cynocephalus volans (Philippine flying lemur)
Lineage: Eukaryota; Metazoa; Chordata; Mammalia; Dermoptera; Cynocephalidae
Gene: DUSP29
Product: dual specificity phosphatase 29
Exons: 4
Coding region: 157-888 (243 amino acids)
Biological process (GO): protein dephosphorylation; negative regulation of MAPK cascade
Cellular component (GO): cytoplasm
Molecular function (GO): protein tyrosine/serine/threonine phosphatase activity; MAP kinase phosphatase activity
Source: RefSeq, a predicted model, not a curated record
AUCCCAGGGGAACAAAGCUGGGAAAUUCCUUUGUCUGUCCCUGCCCUUGUAGCCACAUGUCCUGCUUUUGCGCUGGGGACAAGCAUGUGAGCUCCAGGUAUAGGACUUCCUAAGUCAAGGGUUUCAGGUCACACUGGUGAAUCAUUUUGCAAGCAGAUGCCGCGGGUCUCUUCUCGGACUGGACAGCAUGCAAGGUCAGUGUCAGCAGAUCUGGCCCUAAAAAUAGGCUCUCCAAUUCCACCACGGUGUCUGGGUGUGCAGCCACCACAUGCCACGAACCAGCACCUACUGACCCGGCCAGGCUCCGGCGCACGCAGCUGCAGAAUGGAAAGACAAUCCCUUGGUGCCAAAAUGACAUCUGGAGAACCGAAGACAAGCCUCAAGAACACCUACCUGGCUGCCAAGAGGCUGUCACCGAAGGCGGAGGACAGGGAAGAGGAGGACUACUGUACCCCUGGAGCCUUCGAGCUGGAGCGGCUCUUCUGGAAGGGCAGUCCCCAGUACACCCACGUCAACGAGGUCUGGCCCAAGCUCUACAUCGGCGAUGAAUCCUAUGCAUUCUUCAAAGUCUACUCAAGUCACUUCUGCCAUGAAGCUAGCUUUCCCCACCCCCCACGUCAGCAGGAGGGGAAAUAUCCCGGCUACUGUCAAAGUGAUUGCGAAAUCCUAGGCAGGGCAGCCUCCCAUGAGAAGGCUUGGCCGAAAGAGGGUAACUGGGAAAUCUCUUCUCCCUCCGCAAUGCGGAGAGCCAACACCAGGGUGCUGCUUCUCUGCUGCUUGAAUGCUGGGGGCCCUAGGCAGCUCGCCAUUUUUGUUAAAACUAUAGCUGCCUCCAAGUCUGGCUUUUGGGGUCUGAUGACAGCCAACUGCCCUGCCCUUAGAGUCUGAUUCCUCCUCAAAGCCUGGAAGCAGCCCCGUCCCCUCGCCCCACCAGCCCAAGCUCACUUUCCAGGGGUCCCUCUGUCUCGCCCUUUCUGCCUCUGUUCCCACCCAGAAAAAGAGCCUCAAGCACUGAGGCUUCUCCAGCGCUGGCCUGCACUCAGGGAGACUGGAAAGUGAGGUGCAGCAAAUCGAGCUUCUGAGACAGCUCCCUCUUCCCUAAAAAGAAGGAACCAAUUCAGCCUCAUGGUUCCAAGCACAGCGAAAACUUCACCUGCUUUUCUAAAGUGCAACUACUGGUGCUGACUUGGGCACACCUGGGCACCAGUCAUGGGCAAGGUGGCCGGGGAGAGAAGCCAAGGCCCUGCCUGGCGGGGCCUUCUCAUGCUGGACGACGGCUUCUCAGUCAAAGCCUCAAGCAACUCAGUCACUUCCUUGCGCAGUCAGCCAGAUGCCUGGUCCGAUCAUUAAUAUGACAUCAUUUCUCAAAACCAGGCCUCCUGUGCAUUUUCUUUCCUCCCUUCGCCUAGAGUUUGGGGGAGUGGGGCAGACACAAAGAGAUUUUUUAGCAGGAGUUAAAACAUCCCGAGGCCACCUCAUGUCUUUGCAACAGUCAGUCUCUCCUGAGAACUAAGGAAAUAACAUCAAUAAAAAUCAUGGUAUACAUCUACAUAGUAAAUACAUAUAUGAUAUGUUCAUUAUUGAAAAUUUAAGAAAUGCAGGUAGACAAAAAGAAGAAAACUAAAAUUCUCCAUAGUUGCACUACCUGGAGAUAAUCCCAUUUUGACAUCCAUCUUUCUACUGCUUUUUCCCCUGAAUUGAUCUUUUAACCAUUCAAAAUACCCAGAUACUGCAUCAUCCCACUUCACAAGGCUCCUGUAAGGACAGUGCUGCAAGGCAGUCUGUUCCAUUCGGCAAGUAAAACUGAGGCUUGCAGACGUUCCAUUGUUUUAAUUCAUGCGGCAGUUUCAGCCAUCAGCUCUGAGCUUUCUGAGGGCCCUCGACACGGAAGGUUUCACCAUCAGCAAGCAACGGGAACACCCCAGAGGCCAGAAGCCCAGUGAACUUCACUUUCACAGCAGGUGAAUUAACCAAGAUCAGAAGCUGGAAAUGUGCUCGCUGUUUCAAAGUCCACUUGCAAGGAGUGGGCACAGUCAAGACUCCAGCAGAGAAAGUUAUCAUCAGGGUCCCGCCCACGAAAUGACAUGCAACCACCACAGUGUCACACAUAUGAGAAUACAUAAGGUGCCAGAUUGCAGGAUACAGACCGUGAGUGAACAGGAGUCCACAAUCAGGUGCGGGAAAUCGGCAGGUCCUCUUCAGACAUCAGGGUGUGGAGCAGCAUGUGGAGAAAUCCUCUGAUCAGGCGGGGCCUUUCUGUAGUGCCCAGCGUGGAAUCCUGGCGACACGGAGCAGCUUGUUUUCCACUUGAAGGAAGCUGAUGGUGGGUUUGCACAGACGUGUGUAUUCAGGGCUUACGUGUCCUCCCUUCUGCAAGCCCAUUUUAUGCAAGAAAUUUUCUGCAAGAAAAUGGGCUUGCAGGUAGAGGCUGCUGUGUUUAGGCUGGAAACAGGAGGGCACCAGGGGGCCUUAAAAAGUGGAAUGUCGGGAGCACUGUCCCAGGAGCCUGCCUCCUGGAGAGUGUGGUUAUUUGCCAUUCCUCAAGGGUGGGUGCUUGAAGACAUCUUCCUGGGACCAACUCCAGAGGGGCUGGCAGGAGGCUAGGCCAGGCCAGAGAAAAAGGAAGGGAGGGAUGGGCUCUGCAGGGGAAAUUGGGCCAUGCAAGAAGGAAGUCACUUCCUGGGCCCUCAGGCUGGAGUCAAAAGCCAGAGGUAGGCCAGAGGCUCACUGGAAGGGAGAAGAGCUAAAAAGAAUUGGGUGAAAACCAGGGAUAAAACAAUGUUCUUCAAAAGUAAACCAUACGAGUCCAACAACUAUGUGACAAAAUGUCCAACCUCAUUGCUAAAACAAAUCAGUGAAAACAAGAUACCUUUUUUUUUGUCUAUGAAAUUCACUAAGAAUAAAAAUCAGAAUGUAAAUUUGAGCAAGUUUUCUAGAGGGUAAUUUAGUAAUGAGUACCAAAUGCAUUAGAAAAUGUUCCAUAUCUGUUGAGCCAGCAAUUCCACUUUAAAAAGAUCUCUCUUAAGGAUGUAAUAGAGAUGUGCCCAAAGAAAUACAGCAAGUGCUUCGUAAAAAUUUUAUUUUAUAUAAGUCAAAAUUGGGAUAUACUUAUAUAAUGGAACAGCAUGUAGCUAUUGAAGGCUUACAUGUUGCCAUAGGAAGAUGUUUACAACAUAACAUGAUGUCAAAGUUUUUGAAACUGUAUCUGUAGUAUUGUACCAAAGAACCACCCCCUCUAUAAAAUAUACAGAUCGAUGCACAGAAAGACAAAUGGAGGAUCUUACGUACAAAAGCAGAAAACAGUCUUUACCUCGAGGGGCUAGAAAUAGAUGAUUUCUUUCUUUUUUUUGUGGGGGGCAUAUGUCUUCCACAUUCUGGGUUGAGCAUGUGUUA